AUGGGAAUUCAAUGGCGGCAUAUAUUCAGUGAAACUAUCGUCCUUGAAAUAUAUUAACUUUCCCUAUCUACAUGCCCAUUUAUUUCCCAUUAAUGUGUCUUUGCAAACUUCAAAAUAUAAAAGUCUUGCACUCAUGAUCAAGUACAUUGUUAUGGGAUUGCGUGGAUUCUUCUUACUGGCAGCCAAAAUAUGGAGUUUCAUUUGCUACUGUUUUAAACGACAAGCCAGGGCUAUAAUUCAGUACCAGACAGUUAAAUAUGAGUGUAUACCAUUGUCACCAUUAUCUAAACACAGACUGAGUAUGUUGAAAAGAAAGAUAUUGGUAUUAGAUUUAGAUGAAACAUUAAUUCACUCUCAUCAUGAUGGGGUUCUUAGACAAACAGUUAAACCAGGAACUCCUCCAGAUUUUGUAUUAAAAGUAAACAUAGAUAGACAUCCUGUUAGAUUUUUUGUUCAUAAACGACCUCAUGUUGAUUAUUUUUUAGAUGUUGUUAGCCAGUGGUAUGAUUUAGUGGUAUUUACAGCUAGUAUGGAAAUAUAUGGAGCUGCCGUUGCGGAUAAACUGGACAAUAAUAGGGGUAUAUUAAAAAGAAGAUAUUAUAGGCAGCACUGUCAGUUAAUGCAGGGAAGUUACACUAAGCAGUUAACAGAAAUAUGUAAAGAUCUCUCUAGUAUAUUUAUAUUAGAUAAUUCACCGGUGGCUUAUAAAAAUUAUCCAGAUAACGCUAUUCCUAUAAAGUCAUGGUUCAGUGAACCAACAGACAUAUCACUACUAUGUUUACUACCGAUGUUAGAUGCUCUACGAUUUUGUCACGAUGUGCGAUCAGUACUUAGUAGAAACUUACACUUACAUAAAACAGUUUGAGGAAAUUUUAGAGUAUUACCAUGAUAAUAGUUUGUCUUGUCAUCAUCAUAUAGCCUGAGGACCACUACCUCUGAAGUAGAGAUCUGUAUGAUAGCUUGACAGGGACAAGAUUGGCAGAAUGUGACUUAAUGUAUGGUGGGCUAUACCUGACAUAAAUGGCAGAAUGAAUGCAACCAUAACCUAGUAUGAAUGCUUGAAGGCAGCACGAUAUAUCACUGUUUGUAUGAAGGUUUCAAACAUAUAUGUACUAAUUGUGUAAAAAAUAACUUGUUGAAAAAUAAAUGUGAGUUUUUUUCUUAAUAUUUGAGAUAAGUCAACAGUUUAGUACUGUUAAUGUUUAGAAAUGCAAAAAUUACACAUAUAAUCUCUCUUUCUGUCUCUUACAAUGUUGACCAUAUCUUAAAAUACAUGACGUAAGAAAAUAAAAAAUUAUAUGCUUAUUAAUUAUUAUACAUAUUUUUGUCUUUUUACUCUGUUUUCCUUUUUAAUGAAUAACAGAAGAUUAGAGAUAAACCUCAAUGUGACAGCAACCCAAUAACACAUCAAUUAAGGAAAUAUCUAGAGGUCAACAUUUGGUCUUCAACACGUCUAUUUGUAAGAUCAUUUCAUAUAUGUAUUGUAAUAUUUGUGAAAGAAUAGUGUUCAGACAUUGAUCGAGCAAAAUAAAGGAUUUAAAAAUGAUAUGGGAUGAAAUUUUUAACAAUUCUUAGGUCAAAUGAAAGUUGCGUAAGACCCUUUUUCACUGGAAUGUGCUUGGACAUGAUUAAUACUGAAUAAAACAGUAAAUUUCAUGUUAACUUACUAAUUAGUUUUCUUUUGUCUUUUAAUUAAAUUAUAGAAUGUGAUAGAAAAGUUGAACUUUGGGUUGAGACAAAUUGGCUGGAAUAUUUAAAUUCUAAAAGAUUCUAAAGUUGCUCUUUACUUUAACUUUCAUGUACAAAAAAGUAAGGAUACGAAAAAACUAUUUAGAUUGAACUAUUUUUACUACUUAAAAUAUUUCUAGGCAUACUUUUCAUGAUUAAGAAAAAUUAUUAUUAAUGGCUCUGACAAAUUAUAUUAAAGUCCCUUGACAUUUCCUCCCCCCUUAAAAUCACACAAUUAUCUAGAAGUUUCUAAAGGCUGUUGAAAGCUGAGUUGUUAUCGUUUUAACAUAUUCCAACUUUCUCUUCUUACUCAAACACAUGAGUAUAUUUUAAGGUAAAAGUUACGUAUUGAGUACUCCAAAAUCUAAAAAUUUCAUUUACCUCUCAGAUGUAUGACAAGGCUUUAUUUUAAUAUGAAUUCUGUUAAAUGUUAUUAUUGAAAUUUGACAUGCCUGACACAUAUCUACGAAUAAUAGAUGUAACUAAAUAAAAACAAACCAAUUUAUUUUUUCCGUGCAGUUUAUAACAGCUUUCAUACAAUAAUCUAUUUUUUGUGGGGAAUUAAUGGUUAAUGGCCGAUCUUUGUUUUUUAUUUAUUCACAAAGUUUUUAGACACUGGUUGAUUAAGAGCUUUAUAUAUUGUAUAGACAUUUGUCUAUAGUUAAAGACAGCAUGUUGAUCUUUAGAUGUCUUUGGGUCAAUGGUUGUGUUGCUGACUCACAGGUGUAUACCCCAUCUUCUUUUACUCAUAUUUAUGUAAAUUCUAAGUCAGUUGAAACAAUUGUAGGACUUAAAGUCUAGUUAUAUAAACAUAUGUCAUAUUAUAAAUACAAUGUAGUCGUUGAAUGAAAUUACAGCUAUUGAAACAUAUAUAACAGUUUAAAGUGUAACAAUGAAGUCUAGGUAUAUAUGGUAUAAGAACAAAUGAAAUUUACAAAGUGAUUUCUAAGCAGUCUUUUGUUAGUUUGAUUUGGAAAGAUGUCUGUAUACAUAUCAGUCUGACAGGGAACCUACUUAUUUUGGUUUUGGACAUGUUUUCUUACUGAAUUAGUAAUAAUCUAUCUUUGUCAUUAUUAACGGAAAAGUAAUUUGUGAAAUUGUUUAAAUGCAAGCAUUUGCAUAUAUAUAUAAUCUUUUUUUGUCAAAUUAGAAGUGUAAUUUCUUUAUUAAUCCUUAUAUUUUAAUUUUAUUUAAAUGCAUUGAAGUUUUUUUAAAAUGAAUGCUGUAUUUACCUUGUAAAAAGUAGAUAUUAAGAGUAAACUUUAUUUAAAGGAAAAGGCCUGAGAACUAAACUGUAUUUUUUGUUUAUACUUAUUAUUGUAUAAAUUACUGUCUUCCGACACUAUUUACAUACAUUUAAAUAUGAUACUUGAGGCAUUCAUAAAUGUAAGUUGAUUAAAUUUCAGGUGUUACAAAAAAAUAUUGUUGUAAUAAUUACUUGUUUUUCUAGGGUUAUCUUUCUUUGGUCUGCAUCUUUUGAAUGACUUGUACCCCAUAAUACUUGUAUUGUAAUACAAUGUUUUUGUUUUGAAAGUAGAUAAUAGUUGUUAACUUCUAUGUCAUUUGGUCUCUGGUGGAGAGUUGUGUCAUUGGCAAUUAUACCACAUAUUCUUAAUUUUAUAAGUAAUACACAAAUAUCAGUUUACAGUAUGUUAAGGUGAAUACCAUAUUAUUUUUUUCUAAUUUUGGGAACCAGAAACGUUUUCUGUCUUGCUUUGAUAAUGAAGAUUUUUCUUUAUUGUCAAGGUAAGCUGGUAAAAUUUGCAAAUGUCAUGAAUUUUAGAAUUUCAUGUAACAAGUAUACAUAUGUCUUUAAAAAAUCCAUGGUUUUUAGUAAAUCUAUUAAUAAGUUUAUAUUUUCCUAAUUUUACUUCCUUUUUACCUGUAAUUAGAUAUAUAUUAAUACACACACAUCAGUUUACCUUUAAAUCUAUUGUUUGGUAAGGUGAAUUAAACAAUGCUGUCAUGUGUUUGCGAAUUUGCUUUGCUUAUGUCAUAAAAUCAUUUUAACUUUUGACAUCAAGCUAUUUUCUUUCUUCAUGUUUUUGUUAUUUCUUGGCAUUAACCCAAUAAGGUAUCUUAACAUAUAAUUGUUGAUCAGAAAAAAAAUUAACUUGAAACUUAUUGAGGACGAUUUUAUUAAAAUUUUAAUUGAUGAACAUAAAAAAAUGCAGUUCUUAUAAGGCUCACUUGACUGUUGCAUAUGAUUCACCACCAAUAGAGGCAAAUUAAAAACUCUUCAUUUCACUGUACAUGUACUUGCCACCCACCAGUUGAGAUUUCAAACUGCCUUACCUAGGUCUCACUUGUUUUUAUGGAACAGCUUACUACACAAAUGAACUUUAUAUUAAAACAUCAAUGAUAUUUAACUUGGUCGUACACUGAUUGUUCUAGGGUAAAAUCUAGAUAUCUUUUUGAUUUGUGAUGGGAGUCAAAUUGUGAUGGUUUUCUGGCUUAAAUGUUUUGCAAUUUUCUUUGUUAAAGUUAACUAUAUAGUGCUAUACUUAUACUACAUAUACAUAGUACUAUCUCUCUAGUUAUUUUGUUUUGUUGAUUUUUUAGAGUAUAUCAAACUCAAAUUUUAUAUAAGAAAAAGUUCACUAUUUGUUGCUAUGUAUCAGAAGUAAUUGUAUAUAAGUUUAUUCAGACUAUACCAAAUUAUAUUAUAUGUUGAGAGUUUUUUCCCUCAAGAUUGAAGAUUUUAAACUCAAGAUACUGAUAACUGUAUAACAUGAGGGAGGUCAUAAUUAACAGCAUUAUAUAAACAUGAUCAAAUAAUAUGUCAUAUUAAUAACAUAAAUACAUGUAGAAAAAACAAUAAAAUAUAUACUUUUUCAACAUUUUAAAACAUAUGGACACUGUUUUGAUAAAUACAAAAAAUAGUUUAUACAGCUGAAAGUUACAAUUGAAUAAAGAAUUUCAAUUUUUUUAUUAUAAGGAUUCAAUAUAUUGUAGUUCGGUGGAAACUAUUCCCUUAAAACAACAAUAUUUUGAUAUUAGUACAUUUAAAAAUCAAAUAAAAUUCAUUCCCAUUAUAAUACUAUCACAUAGUCCAUAUUCUAUUCCACCUCAAAAUAUUUAAAAUGAGCAAGUAUCAGUGUAGUAUUACCUCACCUUUAAUUGGUCAGUACACAACAAGAUGUCAGGUGUAAAAUUAGUAACUCAAACAUUAAUAAUUCAUUUUCAAACAUCAAAGAUAUUUCCAAUAAUCCAAAAUUAUAACUCCCCCCUUAUUAAUGCCUUGUGUGAAAAUUUGAAACUGUUCGCCAUUAUACAAAGUAAUAAUCCAAAUCGUAAUGCAUUAUGAAUUAGAACGGUUGAACUUGAUGCAAUAUUUUAUGAAUAAAUUUAUUAAUUUAAUUUGAUAUGCUUUUUUCUCCCCAUGUAGAUUAAAAUCAUCAGACAAUAUGUCUUAAUAAAUCUUUACAAGUCCAGAAAAUCGUUCCAUACCUUUAAAUGUAACUUUAUUUGAUUGACCUAUUAUCCUGUUCACUUGUAAUGUUUCCCUUCGGAAAGAUAAAAUAAUGUUAAACAUUAAAAGUAUCCCAUAAUGAUUAUAAUAACCUUUGACCAUCCUUUGAAACACACAUUCCAAAAUUGAUUCCAGUUAUGAAUCUAAUAUACCGUAAUAUAGUUUAUAUUCACAGAGUUAUAAUUUCGCUAUUUCAAAGGCAAAACCUGGUAGAAGUUUUAUAUAUGCAUUUUUCUUGUCUUUGAUUGUCAUUUGCCUUUAAGAUCAAAUUUUUGCAUUUUUAUCUUAAUGGCAAAAAACUAGCGGGAAUAAAACCUCUCAUGAAAAUUGAUCACUUUACAGUAUACAGUAACCAUAUCCUUACAAUUUACAAAAGAUAGUUUUUGUCACAGAGGAUGUUCAAAACUUUUUUUUUUUAUUGUAUUACACUGUCUUUGUCCAUAAAAAAAUAAUUAAAGUACAGAAAAAGAUUUCUAUGUUAAAGUAUAAACCUCCAUAAUAUAACACCAGUAAAUUGGCUUCUGUGUAAAAAAAAUCUAUAGGUUAAUUUUUUAUUCCCUGACGUGAAAAUGUCACAAAAAUAUGUUUGUUAAAAAUGUACAAAUGUUACAAAUCAGCCAUACUAUUAAAGUGACCAAUCAGUCCAAAAAUUAAAUGGUGCAUGACUAUUUUCUCUGUUUGAAUAUUUACAAAAUGUAAACCUUGAUAUAAAUUAAAAAUACAUUUUCAAUAAUCCAGAUAGUUAUUUCAUGGAAAUGUGAGUAAUUUUGGAAUACUUGUUUGUACAUGUAUUAGUAAGUUUUGUAUUUCUCACCAAGAGUGGAUGUUGGAAACCAGUUUUGUAUUUCUCACCAAGAGUGGAUGUUGGAAACCAGUUUUGUAUAAGAUUAUAAUGCACUUUUUGAACAGAAACACCUAUGUGUAAUUUUACAUUAAUAAAUUUGUUUGAUAGAUUUUAUAAAAUUAUGUUAGUGAGCCUGAAGGUCAUGUGAUAUGUGAUCUAUGGUGGGUCACAUGACCAGUGAUCCAUGAUGGGUCAUGUGAUCAGUGAGUCCUAAAGGCUGUGUGAUCAUUUAUAUGUGAUCUUCAUAAAAUGUUUUAUGUUUAGACAAUAAUAAAAUGUUAAUCCUUGUGGAUUUCUAAUGAAAUGAA
This is a messenger RNA of Mytilus californianus (California mussel), 6352 nucleotides long. Its product is annotated as CTD nuclear envelope phosphatase 1-like. Gene Ontology annotation, molecular function: protein serine/threonine phosphatase activity. The record is from RefSeq and is a predicted model, not a curated record. The coding region runs from base 134 to 865 and encodes 243 amino acids. The transcript has 7 exons. NCBI's taxonomy places the organism in Eukaryota, Metazoa, Mollusca, Bivalvia, Mytilida, Mytilidae.